UUCAAGAGCAUUCUUCUCAACGGAAUGUAUCAAUCAUCCAAAAACAACUUUCUUCAGAGAUUAGUAAAUACGAAUACGAUAAAGAACAGUUGCGUUGUUUUCGUUUAUGGCACUCUGAAGAGUGGUGAACCAAAUAAUGGUGUUUUGAAGAACGACGAGAGCGGUCAAAAUCGUUUCGUUGGUAGUGCACGUACCGUUGAGCGAUUUCCGUUGAUCGUUGCGUCGAAGUACAAUAUUCCGUUUUGUUUAAAGCAGCCAGGAACGGGUCAUCGUAUUCAUGGUGAAGUAUACGAAGUGGAUGAGAGCAAAAUGGAGUUCCUUGAUAAAUUCGAAUCACAUCCACAGUUCUAUACAAGACAGUUACAUCAGGUAGAGAUGAAUUCUGGUGAAGUUUUGAUGGCUUGGAUUUAUCUGUUACCGUCAUGGAAACCGGAACUGCUGCAAGAGGGCAGUGAAUUCUUAGAAAACUAUACCUCAUCAGGGUCUCAUGGUCGUCCAUACGUUGACAGGUGA
Molecule: messenger RNA, 513 nt
Organism: Anisakis simplex (herring worm)
Lineage: Eukaryota; Metazoa; Nematoda; Chromadorea; Rhabditida; Anisakidae
Source: the annotation of a GenBank genome assembly